Molecule: messenger RNA, 2313 nt
Organism: Nilaparvata lugens (brown planthopper)
Lineage: Eukaryota; Metazoa; Arthropoda; Insecta; Hemiptera; Delphacidae
Product: dynein heavy chain 12, axonemal-like
Exons: 7
Coding region: 45-824 (259 amino acids)
Biological process (GO): microtubule-based movement
Cellular component (GO): dynein complex
Molecular function (GO): minus-end-directed microtubule motor activity; dynein light intermediate chain binding; dynein intermediate chain binding
Source: RefSeq, a predicted model, not a curated record
UUAUAUACACUUGCAACAAGUGGUUCAAGACAAGGAAAAACUGGAUGAACGGCGAGUUCGAAGCGCUUGUUGUUGAAAAUGUCGAAAACACCGUACAAAUAUUCUACAUGGAAAUUUUUGAAGCGGAGAAAACAUUCAAGCUGAAGUGUAAGCAGCAUGCAGUUGACAAUUAUCCACGGCGGUAUCGAGGAGUUGUCGAUGAUCCCGAUUUUAAUAAUUGGCCUGCUCCACUCAAAUUGUGCCAUGAGACUCUCCACAGCAUUAAAGAAUUCAAGCCCCACAUCAGGAUUGUUUCAAUAAUGUGCAACCCAGCUCUAACCGACCAACAUUGGAAAGAAAUGUCAGAGCUCGCACAAUUGGAUUUGACUCCAGACGCCGGUACCACGCUCCAAAAGUUGGUCAAUCUCAACUUGGAAAGUUUGUUUGACCAGUUUGAAAUAAUAAGUAUUGGGGCUACCAAAGAGCUUCAAUUACAGAUUAAUCUCAAGAAAAUGUAUUCCGAAUGGACCAGCAUUACAUUUGUUACUAAAUUCUCAAGUGAGAAACACUGUUAUAUUGUUGAUGACCUUGAUGAUAUUCAGGCUCUACUUGACAAUCAUCUUGUCAAAACCUUAUCAAUGAGAGGAUCAGCUUUCGUUAAACCUGUCAAAGAUGAAGUGAAAUACUGGUAUGAUAUGCUUCUUAAAAUGAGUUCUGCUAUCAGAGACUGGUAUGGUAUACAAAAAGACUGGCUCCAUUUCCAAAUGAUAUUCUCUUCGCCAGUCAUAGCUCUGCAGUUGUCUGGAGAAUCUAAACUGUUCCGGGUGGGCAGUAGUCAUCAAUGAAAUCCUGAAGAACUGAGGCAAGGUCGUCAGAGUCAUCAAUAUUUAAAAGAUCGUGCGUGUCAAGUUUUAUUCUAGAAAAACUGUCGGCCACAAAAUUAGUUUUACGCUUUAAAAAUUGAAUUUCGAAAUCAAAUUCCUCAAAUAGGAGUCGCCAUCGUAAUAGUUUUGAAUUGGGUUCUUUCAGACUCUUCAACAAAACAAGAGGUUUGUGAUCAGUUCUUAAUACAAAACUUCGGCCGUAUAGGUAUGGUCUGAAAUGUUUACAUGCCCCAUGCCCAUACGAUUGCAAGAAGUUCUUUUUCAAUUGUAGAGAGAUUUUCUUCUGACCUAUUUAAAGUGCGAGAGGCAUAGGGAGAUCGUUUUUCUCAAAAUUUUGCGACAGGACUGCUCCAAUCGCAAAUUGGCUUGCAUCUGUGGUGAGUGUGAAGCUUUUUGAGAAGUCUGGAAGUCUGAGAAUUGGUUCGUUUUGCAAUGCAGAUUUUAAAGUUUCGAAAGCAUUUAAAAAUUCCUUGUUUGUGGGAUCGACUUUUGCAUCUUUGUGAAGACAACGCGUAAGAGGUUUAGCAAUUUUCGCGUAAUUAUGGAUCAUUUUACGGUAGUAGCCAGUGAGACCUAAGAGUUGUUUAAUUGCUUUAGGUGUUUUUGGUAUUGGAAAGUUCUUUACGGCGUUUAAUUUUUCUGGAUUAGGGCGUAUGUCGUCACUCGAAAUUAUGUGCCCUAAAUACAAUAGUUCUCGUUUGAAGAAUUCGGUUUUAUCCAAUUGAAUUUGAAGGUUGUGAUUUUUCAAUUUUUGUAAUACCGUCCGAAGAUGCUUUUUGUGUUCGGAAAGGCUGUCUGAAAAAAUAAUUAUGUCGUCCAUGUAGACAAGGACGUUGGGUGUGUCUGAGAAAAUCAGAUUCAUUGCUCUUUGAAAAGUCGGAGGGGCAUUUUUUAAACCGAAAGGCAUGCGCAGAAAUUCAAAAUGACCAAUUUCUGUGGUGAAAGUGGUUUUUGGGAUAGAUUCAGGAUCCAUUUCAAUUUGGUGAAAACCUGAUGACAAAUCUAUCGCUGAAAAGUAUGUAGCUUCUCCAAUUUUUCCAAAUAAAUCUUCUAUGUUAGGGAGUGGGAACCUAUCACUUACAGUGAUGUCAUUAAGCUUACGAUAGUCAAUUACUACGCAGAUUUUACGCUUACCGGACGCAUCUUUUUUCUUUGGGACAACCCAAAUUGGAGAAUUGUACGGGGAAUUACUAAGUUGAAUGACCUUGUUCUUCAAUUUAAAUUUUAACAUCUUCUUCAUUCGGGGUAGCGAUAGUUCUUGGUAUAGAUAUAAUCAUCAGUCUUGGUUUUAAUUCUAUGUUGGAGAAGAUUAGUGCUUGUUGGAGAGUCGUGUUCACGCUUAAUUAUUCCAGGGAACUCUGAUAACAAUUCCAUAAUAAAUUCUCUUUCUCCUUCGUUCAUGUGAGAUGUACGAAUUAGAGAGGGUAUUCCAUUGCGUAUUUCAUACAAU